This is a messenger RNA of Papilio xuthus (Asian swallowtail), 1693 nucleotides long. RefSeq names its product cysteine and histidine-rich protein 1. The record is from RefSeq and is a predicted model, not a curated record. The transcript is spliced from 7 exons. The coding region runs from base 186 to 1088 and encodes 300 amino acids. Gene Ontology annotation, cellular component: cytoplasm. Gene Ontology annotation, biological process: multicellular organism development; proteasome-mediated ubiquitin-dependent protein catabolic process. Gene Ontology annotation, molecular function: ubiquitin protein ligase activity; ubiquitin conjugating enzyme binding. Lineage: Eukaryota; Metazoa; Arthropoda; Insecta; Lepidoptera; Papilionidae.
CACCUCGGCCACAAUCGCAAUCGCCACCGUGAUAUGUACUCUAGCAUCUUAUCUUUGAAAAUGUUUGAACGAUUAGACAAUAAUCGAUUUACGUUCAUACGUUUGUAUCUAAAAUUGUUUAAUAAUUCGAAGUCGGUGUGCGACGGUGUGUUAACGUUUUAAGUGUGGUGCGUGUAAUAUUCGGCAUGUCGUCGACUUCUACGUCGUCGCUCACCGGGAGGAAGCUGGUGCUUAGUACGCUUUUAGAAACGGAUCAUUACGAGAGCCUAAUUAAAGACUUGACGUGUACAAAAUGUGCAAAAUACAUGAAACCUCCGAUUCAUUUGUGCGUCGAUGGACACAGUUUGUGCGGCCCCUGCUUUGAAAAGAGUUAUCAGUGUCACCUGUGUAAGAAAGAGUUCUCACUGGUUCGUCCGAUUGUUUUGGAGUCUUUGGCGAAUAAAGUCCUGUUCCCGUGCACGAAUGCAGGAUGUCCGAAACACGCGAACCUGCCCAUGCUAGAGAAACACAUUCCCCACUGUCAAUUUAGGAUAAUAAAUUGUUUUAUGGCACGUGUUUAUGGUGACUGUUCUUGGGAAGGACGUGCUGGUGAAUGGAUGGAUCAUUGUUUUGAACAACACAAACAGAAAGUGACAGAACUACCAUUUAUAACUGUUAAGGACAAAUGGGACGCAAAGAGAACAGAGCCUGUUCUUAAUUAUUUUCUAAUGAAAUGUUACGAAAGAGUAUUUAAUGUUUAUCAAAUCUAUGAUAAAAGGGGAGGUAGAAUGAUGUGGACUGUUCUGGUGAACGAUGAUAACGCGGAUAAAUUUUAUUUCGAAGUUGAUAUAUUUUUACCAAAUAUACCGAGCAAGAGAAUAGUCUACAGGAGACCUUGCAAGUGUGAAAAGGAUGCUGAUUUCUUGGAACACACACAGAACGUGUACAUUCCGGUGGAAAAUGUUUUUUCUAUGUUAGAUGAUAGCGAAUCUAUGAAUUUUACUGUACGAAUUGGUGAGGUUGAGAAUCUGCCAAUGCUUGAAAGCCCUACUGGAAGUGAAAGUUUAAUUCUUCUACAUCACGAAGACGUGAAGGAUCAAAGUCAUUAAAACAAUCUUAGGAAAUACAAUUUAGGCACAUCCAGUUACUGUGUUAAUUUGAUAGUAAUAAAAUACUUUGAACGUCGUGUGUAUAGUAGAAGUAAAGUGCUAAAACUUAACAAUUACCUAGUGCUAGGGUACUUAUUAGGUCAUUAAAAAACUAGAAUUAUUAUUUUUUCAUAUCAAAAUAUUGUUAAUAUGAAAAAUUAUAUUUUUAUGAAACCGUUGAACAAGGUAAAUCCCCUUUUCGUUGCUUCUAAAAAUGUAGUUUAAUACCUUUCAUCGGAUCAAAGAAAGUUUGAGUUUCCCCUCUUAUUUCUUGUUAGAAUAAGAUAAAGUUUUUAUGUCGUUGUUUGUUUAACAAGGCUUUUCUUUUUUAUUACCGUCGCGCGAGCAAAAUGUUGUUACGAAAAGUAUUCACAGACACAUUACCUAGGAGUUAUUAAAGAGAUAUUUCUAAAAAAUCUGUCCUCAUUUUUUACAAGCUUACUUGGAAUUAUAAGAAAUCCGCGAGAGUUCUUAAUAUUUAUAUUAUGAUAUCGACAAUGGUGUUUAUAAAAAAUCUUAUAAGUUACAAGAAUAUCUUUGCAAAAUUUAUUUGAAAAAGUGAGAAU